AUGUCGAUACGUACUUCGGCAGCCCACCUCUCUCGUCAGAUACAGCCUCGCCCUGCUCUCCGAUUAGCCCCUAGGUUAAUCAGUCCUUAUGGCGUCCAGAAGUCUCCCAUGGCCACUGUGGCUCCCCCAGUGACGCAAGAUUCCACUAGCAAGAAAGGACCGACUGCGAUGGUGUUCUUGAACAUGGGCGGUCCAUCCUCAACCGAUGAAGUGGGAGACUUCCUCAGCAGAUUAUUUGCCGACGCUGACUUGAUACCACUUGGACGACUACAAUCAUAUCUCGGCCCUUUGAUCUCGCGCAGAAGGACGCCAAAAAUACAACAACAGUACGCAGCCAUAGGCGGUGGUUCUCCAAUUCGGAAAUGGUCAGAAUAUCAAUGCACCGAGAUGUGCAAGAUACUAGACAAGAUAUCACCCGAGACCGCACCCCAUCGUCCCUAUGUCGCAUUCCGCUACGCCGAUCCCUUGACCGAGCAUAUGUAUGAACAGCUUCUGAAGGAUGGCUUUGGUGGUGGUAAUGGCGGCCGGGCGGUGGCAUUCACACAAUACCCGCAAUACAGUUGUUCUACAACAGGAAGCUCGCUGAAUGAAUUGUGGAAGUGGCGGAACAGGCUCGAGAGCAAAAAAUCCACUGGGGAAACACACCCGUCAGGUGCCAUUACCUGGAGUGUCAUUGACCGAUGGCCCACGCAUCCCGGAUUGAUCGAAGCCUUUGCAAGAAACAUUGAAGCCAAGCUUGCGGAAUAUCCCGAAGAGCGGAGGAAAGACGUCGUUCUUUUGUUCUCGGCACACAGCCUUCCAAUGAGUGUGGUCAAUCGGGGCGACCCAUAUCCCGCCGAGGUCGCUGCCACGGUGUAUGCGGUGAUGCAGCGGCUCAAGUUCUCUAAUCCAUACCGACUCUGUUGGCAGUCCCAGGUCGGGCCUUCUGCAUGGCUCGGUGCUCAAACGAGUGACACGGUCAGGUCUUAUGUUGAACGAGGCCAGACUGAUCUGGUUCUGGUACCGAUUGCCUUCACCAGCGAUCACAUCGAAACCCUCUACGAAAUAGACAAGGAGGUGAUGCAUGAGGAUGCAAAAGGCCAUCCAGGCGUCAAGCGAGCGGAAAGCCUCAAUGGGAACCCGGUCUUCAUCCAGGCAUUGGCAGAUAUCGCCCAUGCCCAUCUUCAAAGUGGUGACAGCUGUUCCCGACAGAUGGGGUUGCGAUGCCAGGGCUGCAAGAGCGAGAGAUGUUUGGAGCAGAAGAAGUUCUUUGCCGGGGAACAAGCCAAAAUUCUUCCAACUGUACGAUAA
This is a messenger RNA of Capronia coronata CBS 617.96, 1290 nucleotides long. RefSeq names its product ferrochelatase. Bases 1 to 1290 code for a protein of 429 amino acids. The transcript has a single exon. Gene Ontology annotation, biological process: heme biosynthetic process. NCBI's taxonomy places the organism in Eukaryota, Fungi, Ascomycota, Eurotiomycetes, Chaetothyriales, Herpotrichiellaceae. The record is from RefSeq and is a predicted model, not a curated record. Gene Ontology annotation, molecular function: protoporphyrin ferrochelatase activity.